This is a messenger RNA of Phragmites australis (common reed), 3158 nucleotides long. Its product is annotated as protein disulfide isomerase-like 1-2. Gene Ontology annotation, molecular function: protein disulfide isomerase activity. Gene Ontology annotation, biological process: response to endoplasmic reticulum stress; protein folding. NCBI's taxonomy places the organism in Eukaryota, Viridiplantae, Streptophyta, Magnoliopsida, Poales, Poaceae. The record is from RefSeq and is a predicted model, not a curated record. The transcript has 13 exons. The coding region runs from base 1255 to 2808 and encodes 517 amino acids. Gene Ontology annotation, cellular component: endoplasmic reticulum.
AAAUAAAUACUUUGCAUUUUAGAUACGGCUGGGAUUUGGUUGGGACACGACCUGGCCCACGACAGGCGCUACAUGACCCCCGCACUAUGUCAUCAACGUCGCCUACGCCUCCACCAGAGCGACACGCAGCAGGUCGAUGCCGCUCCACCAAAGCGAUGCCGCCUCACGCCGGCCGCUUGAGAUGGACGCUGGCCGGCAACAGAUCGACGUCGCCCUGCGCCGGUCGCCUGAGAUGGAUGCUGGCACUUAGCAGACCCCCCCCCCCCCCAACGUCGGCCGCCUGAUGAUGAUGUUGUUCUUCCUUCUCCCUGCCUUGGCUGUGUCUUUGGGCGGAGGUGGUCCAGAACGGCCGGUUGACGGUGACCUUCCUCGUCGGCGGAUCUUGGCGCGGACAGGGCAGCAUCUCUAGCGAGCUGUGAACGAAGAAGAAGGGCGACGAGGCUACGGUGAGGUGCGUCAAGAAGUGGAGCAGCUGUGGGUGAAAGGAUUCGUAGGGUGCUCACCGGGCUUCACAGAUUUGGUCGGUGGAUGGGGUUCGGCCCGGCUUGCCGGCGGCGGAGAAGGACGAGCGCGUGCAGGAGCUCAACCGACAGGGAAGCAACGAUACUUGACAGAGGAGCUCGUGUCUGGGUCCUAGAGGUGGAUUUGGUCGCCCAAGUAGCAGCGAGGGCGAGCAGCUGCUGCUGCUUGCUUGCACGCAGUUGAGCAGAGCAACUGGAGAGGGAGAGUACACGAUAAAUGCCAAUGCCAACGCCAAUUAUCAAGUUAUUCAUCUAAUGGAUUGAAGUGAUCAUGCUACUUGCUGAUAUGUAGAAUUGAAGAAGUUGAAAGAUCAUGGAUCAUGCGUGGCUUGGGAGCAAAAUCUGCAAGUGGAAGAUUUCUAUCGUACUGAGCAUAUAUGACAGCUGAAUUCUGAUACUAGAAUUUCUAAACAAAAGGCCAUCAGUUAUCAGCUCUUAUUGGUUGUGCGCUGCGAGGCAGUACUGUUUGAAGUUUACAACUGAAGUUAAGUCGUUUACUAACUGAAGCAAAAAAGAUGAAGGAAAAAGACUCGCGGAUGUCUUCUGUAAGCAAAGUUCAGGAACAUGGAGUUGAAGAGAAGCUAGCAAACAAGUCCCCGAUUGGCCCAUUGACUUCCUCGAGAUCCCUGCAAGUGAAACACAUCUCCGCGCUCUCACUUAUAUUAGCUCGGGUCAGCUGGUCUCUGCUCCCGAGUGGAGAUCCUGAGAGGCUCCGUUAGUUCCAGCUUAAGCAAUGGCCGUCUCCCUUGUGCUCCCGUUCGCCGUCCUCCUCCUCUUCUCCGGCCCAGCCAUGGCAGAGGUGGAGGCUGCCGCAGAGCUGGAGGAGGUGGUCCUGACGCUGGAUGCGAGCAACUUUUCAGAGGUGGUGUCCAAGCACCAGUUCAUCGUCGUCGAGUUCUACGCGCCAUGGUGUGGCCACUGCAAGCAACUCGCCCCAGAGUACGAGAGGGCAGCUGCCGUUCUGCGAAAGAACAGCCCGCCGGCGGUGCUCGCGAAGGUGGACGCGCACGACGAGCGGAACAAGGAGCUCAAGGACAGGUAUCAGGUGCACGCGUACCCCACCAUCAAGAUCAUCGAGAACGGCGGGAGCGACGUGCGCGGCUACGGCGGUCCGAGGGACGCAGACGGAAUCGUGGAGUACCUCAAGAAACAGGUCGGCCCGGCUUCCAUCGGGCUCAGGUCGGCGGAGGAGGCCGCCCGUUCCGUCGGCGACAAGGGGGUGGUCCUUGUGGGAGUUUUCCCCGAGUUUGCUGGUGUCGAGUAUGAGAAUUUUAUGACCGUGGCGAAGAAGAAGCGGUCGGACUACGAUUUCUUCCACACGUCGGACGCAGGCAUUCUACCACGUGGUGAACAGGCCGUCAAGGGCCCUCUUGUUCGUCUCUUUAAACCAUUCGACGAGCUCUUUGUGGAUUCGCGGGAUUUUGACAAGGACGCUCUUGAAAAAUUCAUUGAGGUGUCUGGUUUCCCUACUGUAGUUACCUUCGAUUCUGAUUCAUCCAACCACAAGUUUCUUGAGAGAUACUACAGCAUUCCUAGUGCCAAAGCAAUGCUUUUCUUGCACUUCAGCGACGACAGAAUUGAGGUCUUCAAGAGCCAGAUUCAUGAAGCAGCCAGGCAAUUCAGUGCUAAUAACAUAAGUUUUCUAAUUGGUGACGUUGAAGCCGCUGACCGUACCUUCCAGUAUUUUGGGCUCAGAGAGAAUGAUGUUCCCCUCCUCUUCAUGAUAGCAAAAGGCGGAAAAUAUCUCAAUCCGACUAUUGACCCUGAUCAAAUCAUACCCUGGAUAAAGCAGUACAUAUAUGGCAACUUGGCACCUUAUGUUAAGUCAGAACCAAUCCCCAAGGUGAAUGACCAACCUGUAAAGGUCGUCGUGGCUGACAAUCUUGAUGACAUUGUUUUCAACUCUGGCAAAAAUGUUCUGCUCGAGUUUUAUGCGCCUUGGUGUGGCCAUUGUCGGAAGCUUGCCCCGAUCUUGGAGGAAGUUGCAGUCUCGUUGCAAGACGACGAAGACAUUGUCAUUGCGAAGAUGGAUGGCACUGCCAACGAUAUCCCUACAGACUUCGCGGUCGAGAGAUAUCCCACAAUCUACUUCUAUUCAACCACCGGAAACCUCUUGUCGUACAACGGCGGGAGAGCGGCCGACGACAUCAUCGGUUUCAUCAAGAAGAACAAGGGCCCCAACGCUAGUGCGGCUGCUGCAGCCGACGAAAUGACCCAGAUGGGUGCCGGUGCUGCAGAAGAGGUCACAUCUUCAUCCUCGUCAGCCUCUGUUAACGACGAACUCUAAUCAUGACGCGUAAACCGAGGAGCACUAUGCUACAGAGUGCAGGCUACAGAAUGUUCAGGGCAGUUGUUCAGAUCAAUCGUUCAAUAGGAAGAUGCAUACAAGAUUCAGAUAAAAGAAGUUCUUGCAAAUCAUACUUGAUUUCCGCAGGUUUAUGACGGCCAUGCCGUGUUAUAGGUUGUCAAAUUGUCGUUGUGUUACACAUUCUAAGGUCAGUAGUAAUUGAAAUUUACUGUCAUAACGUUACUGAAUUGAAUAAGGUCACUGUGGUCCCUGUCGUUUUUCAUGCCGCAACGCGGCCUCUGAAUAAUGAUAUAUUGUUUCACAAUGAGGAAUGCAAUUAAGUAGAAGAA